CUUAGAACGUCUAGUCCAGGUCUUUUGAGCGCCGAGGUGAGAAGGGAGGAUGGGAUCCAACGCUGAUGACAGCCGGUUCGUGCGGCGGGCGCCUCGUGGCUUCGGCUGCGCACAGAGGCACGCGAGGGACUCGGAACUGAAUUCUCGCUUUCUUCCAAAAGACUUGUCUAGCUCCCUAACGAAUGGUGGCUUUUUCCCGAGUUUGAUUGACUAAAUAAUAUUCGUGUGAAGCGCUGUCCACUUCACAUCGAAACUCAUAGAGCACUCAAGCAUCUG
Neurospora tetrasperma FGSC 2508 is the source of this 276-nucleotide messenger RNA. RefSeq lists its product as uncharacterized. Bases 50 to 214 code for a protein of 54 amino acids. The record is from RefSeq and is a predicted model, not a curated record. The transcript has a single exon. NCBI's taxonomy places the organism in Eukaryota, Fungi, Ascomycota, Sordariomycetes, Sordariales, Sordariaceae.